GUCACGUGACAGUAGCAGCAGAUCCAUCAUGGCGGCCGAGGACAUGGCUGCAGAGAAGGGCUCGUCAUUCAUGGACCCUUUUAAAGGAUUACUGUUGACUUAUCUCAUGCCAGAGUCUUGUUACGACGAGUUUUUCCUCAACUUCAACUUUUUAGACGUAUCAUGUUUGAAGGUGGUCAUUAGCAAAGGCCUGGGCAUUGGCAUCAUCCUGGGAUCAGUGCUAGUGAAGCUGCCUCAGAUCUUGAAAUUGGUGGGAGCGUCCAGUGCAGAGGGGCUGAGCCUGCAGUCUGUUCUGUUGGAGCUGGUGGCCAUCACAGGGACUAUGGCCUACAGCAUCGUCAACAAGUUCCCCUUCAGCGCGUGGGGUGAAGCACUCUUCCUCAUGCUGCAGACACUGGCCAUUGGCUUCCUCAUCUUCCACUACAACCAGAAGACCAGCAGAGGUGUGUUGUUCGUGCUGGUGUAUGGGGCAGUCCUGUCUGUGCUCCUCUCCCCUGUCACACCUCCUGCCCUCAUCACCACCUUGCAGGCCUCCAACAUGCCUGCCAUCGUCAUAGGAAGGCUAAUCCAGGCGGUCUCUAACUAUCAGAAUGGCCAUACAGGGCAGCUGUCAGCCAUCUCUGCCUUCCUUCUGUUUGCUGGCUCACUCGCACGAAUAUUUACAUCUCUACAGGAGACAGGAGAUGCACUGAUGGCUCUGACCUACAUCAUCUCCUCCAUGUGCAACGGCAUCUUGGUCCUACAGCUGCUGUACUACUGGAACAGGAAGCCCCCUGCCAAGACCAAGGGAGACUAGACCAGGACCUAUACCAGGAUUGAGACCAAAAACCAAGGCAAACUAGACCCAAGACCCUAGACCAGGACCAAGGCAAACUAGACCAGGGGGCAGUAGAUCCGAAACCAAGACAGUCUAGACUCAAGAUCUAGGACCAUGGGCCUAGACAAGACAGCUAUCCCCUGCAAUAGAGCCAUAAUGUACUGGGUGUCAAGACAUAAAAAUUAUUUACAAUUUAGAAACUUUCAAAGCUAAUAUUCUUCUGGAACAUUUGUCCAGUUUUAGUUCAAAUUUAGAUUAAAUUACAUUUAGAUUUUGUGCACAUUUUGAGUUAUCGAUUGUGGUGUUAUUUCUGUAUAAAUAAAUGUUGCUAUGUUAAUAAUUU
Periophthalmus magnuspinnatus is the source of this 1160-nucleotide messenger RNA. It is a transcript of the gene mpdu1b, whose product is annotated as mannose-P-dolichol utilization defect 1b. The coding region runs from base 29 to 796 and encodes 255 amino acids. Lineage: Eukaryota; Metazoa; Chordata; Actinopteri; Gobiiformes; Gobiidae. The record is from RefSeq and is a predicted model, not a curated record. The transcript is spliced from 7 exons. Gene Ontology annotation, biological process: oligosaccharide biosynthetic process.